Molecule: messenger RNA, 2432 nt
Organism: Equus quagga
Lineage: Eukaryota; Metazoa; Chordata; Mammalia; Perissodactyla; Equidae
Gene: OLAH
Product: oleoyl-ACP hydrolase
Exons: 8
Coding region: 666-1457 (263 amino acids)
Biological process (GO): lipid biosynthetic process
Source: RefSeq, a predicted model, not a curated record
CAGAAAUCAGUGCUCCAGAAGACUGCAUAAACUCUUUCCUGGGGGCAGCAGUGAGCUGGAUCAGGGCAGAGGGAGAGGACCAAGAUGGUGUCCACAGCCUACUUUCUAGAGAGAAGCUCCUAGGCCACUAAAUAUGUAUAAAACCUGAAGCCUGCCCCUUAAGUCAAAGCUCCAGGAAAGGCAGAGGCCUCCUCCACAGAAAGACUUGGGUGUGUGCUCUGGUCUGUGCAGUGCCCUGGGGGUGACAGCCUACCAAGAACUGUAUCUCAGAUGGCUACAGUGCCAUUGAGCCCAGAAACGCAAGCUCUACGUAGGUGAUCAAGCAGUGUCCGCUGUGUGGCAGCCAAAAAAAACAGAUGGUAUAAAGGUCCCUCCAGGAGACACCAGUGCUCAGGGUCACGCAGAGGGAGAGCAGGAAGAAAGGUGCCAGCCCGACUCUGACUUUGAGAGUGUUCCAGCAGGCUCCUGAAUGUGCGUGUUAAGUUAGAUACCUGCCCCGCCAGCUGAGGACUUAACAUAAGCAGGAGUUGGAGCAGUAAAAAGAAAUCUGGUCACUGCUGUGUGUGCACAAGGCUGAUCAGAGGUUUUAUACCCAAAGAGGUACUGAAUUCGGCAUUGGCCAACAAGUUGCUGUGACCAGCAACUUCGCACCAUCUUCUCACAGCAUGGAGAGAAAAGACAAAGCUGGGAUGGCCAGGAAUGCAAAAGUUGUGAACUGCUUAUACCAAAACCCUGGUGCAAUUUUUAGGCUGAUUUGUUUUCCCUGGGCAGGAGGUGGUUCCAACUAUUUUGCCAAGUGGGGACAAAAGAUUCAUAAUUCACUGGAAGUGCACUCCAUAAGGCUUGCGGGAAGAGAAAGUCGAUCUGAAGAACCUUUUGCAAGUGACAUCCAUGAGGUCGUUGAUGAAAUUGCUGGUGCUCUGCUGCCGGUCCUCCAGGAUAAGCCAUUUGCAUUUCUUGGCCACAGUAUGGGAUCCUAUAUUGCUUUUAUGACUGCACUGCAGCUAAAAGAAAAACAUAAGCUAGAGCCAGCGCAUUUGUUUGUGUCGAGUGUAGCGCCUCCUCAUGCCCGGCUUCACAUUCCUGAAGAAAACGAAUUGUCAGAAGAAAGAAUUGCCUGCCUCCUUAAGGACUAUGGAGGCACUCCCAAGGAUUUUAUUUAUGACAAGGAACUUUUGCGAGAAUAUACAACCAAAGUGCUAGCAGAUGCACGCAUUUUUAGAAGUUACGUCUUUGAUAGACCAUCUGAGGCUCUCCUUUCCUGUGACUUAACCUGUUUCCUUGGAUCUGAAGAUAUCGUAAAGGAUAUGGAAGCCUGGAAAGAUGUGACCAGUGGAAGUGUUGAUAUUCACGUGCUUCCAGGAGAUCACUUUUAUUUUAUGGAGCCAUCCAAUGAGAGCUUCAUCAAGAACUACAUUACCAAGUGUCUAGAAGUAUCAAUGCUCUCCUCCUUUUAGUCUUAAAAUAGUCAAAGUGAUUAUAUGAUACUCUUCUUGAUUUUUCAGAUAUAGUUCACUGCCUUUAUUUCGAGAUUUGAAAAUGAUAUAUUUGCCACUGUCAGGGUGAUUUCUUUACAGAGCGUUUAUGUAUCUGGGGACAAAAGACAAAUGGGUAAAGAAUACUUCUUGGCAGGGUCCUCUGUUUUCCUAUUAGAAUCUCAUUUGAGUCUCAGCUGUGGGAAGGUUAACAAAAUUCUUGCUUGGUAAACUAUCCAUUUUUCCCCUUCAAUUAUUUUAACAGUGAAAAUGAUAGACAAGGAAAUGCGAGAAAAUAAAUUAUUGUUCCAGCAACACAUUGUGGCUCAAAGCCUGAUCAGAUCUUUUGAAAUGUGGGGUUCUCUCAUUUAAUGAGAAAAUGUACAUCCUGUUUUAUUAAAAUAAGACCGUCCUGAACUGUCAUUGCCGUCUGUGCUGGCAAGUCCUCAGAACACCUUCCAACGGGUUCCUCCUACAUCGACGGCCUGUUGGCUCUGUGUGGCUUUGCUGCUGCCCUGGCAAUGACUGACUGGGGCCCAGGGCAAGCCUCACACAGACAACCAGUCUAGUGUCUGGUCCUUGGCGUAUGGUGUGGCCAAGCACAAAUGCCAUGCCUGGUAGGCUGCCUCAGCCUCGCUCUGCGACAAUUUGAUGUUGACAUAACGAGAAAGCAGAACAGUUGGAAACAACCAGGAGCCAAAAGGGAAAAGAGCAGAAAUAGGAAAAUUAGCUAAGUCAGGACGAUGGCAGGACACUACCAGGGGGAUUCACAAAUGCCUACCGAUGGGAAUGGAGAGGCACCGCAUCCCUGGCGCUGUCUGGAUCCUGCACCCUCUCGCAGUUCCCAAACUGUCUUUGUCUCUUCACUUCCUGGCUGUCCAAUCAGAUAUCCUGAUUUCCUACAGAUCCUCACAAUAAACUCCACUACUUGAUGCAACCGAUGUCUCUUCCUUAUGA